ACCCCCAACCACACCGGCCACACCCACAGAGCUGCCGGUGGCCAUCCUGCGGCCAUUGCGGGACAAGAUAGCCAUGGAGAAGCACCGCGGCGUGCUGGAGUGCCAGAUGUCUCGGGCCAGUGCGCAGGUACAGUGGUUCAAGGGCAGCGUGGAGCUACAGCCCGGGCCCAAGUACGAGAUGGUCAGUGACGGCCUCUACCGGAAGCUAAUCAUCAAGGAUGUGCAGCCCGAGGAUGAGGACACGUACACCUGCAACGCUGGAGACGUGAAGACCAGUGCUCAGUUCUUCGUGGAAGAGCAAUCCAUCACCAUCGUGCGCGGUCUACAGGAUGUGACCGUGAUGGAGCCUGCCCCCGCCUGGUUCGAGUGCGAGACCUCCAUUCCUUCGGUGCGGCCGCCCAAGUGGCUCCUGGGAAAGACGAUGCUGCAGGCGGGGGCGAACGUGGGCAUGGAGCAGGAGGGCACGGUGCAUCGCCUGACUCUGCGGCGCACCUGCUCCACCAUGACCGGGCCUGUGCACUUCACCAUCGGCAAGUCGCGCUCCACAGCGCGCCUGGUGGUCUCAGACAUCCCGAUGGUGCUCACGCGGCCGCUGGAGCCCAAGGUGGGGCGCGAGCAGCAGUCGGUGGUACUGUCCUGCGACUUCAAGCCGCCCCCCAAGGCCGUGCAGUGGUACAAGGAGGACACUCCCCUGGCACCCUCUGAGAAGUUCAAGAUGAGCCUGGAGGGCCACAUGGCGGAGCUGCGAAUCCUCCGCCUCACACCCGCGGACGCCGGCAUCUACCGGUGCCAAGCCGGCAGCGCCCAGAGCAGCACGGAGGUCACCGUGGAAGCGCGCGAGGUGACCGUGACACAGCCAUUGCAGGACAUAGAAGUCACGGAGGAGAGCCGAGCCUCUUUCUUCUGUGAGCUGUCCCAUGAGGACGAGGAGCUGGAGUGGUCACUCAACAGCACGCCUCUGUACAACGACAGCUUCCAUGAGAUCACCCACGAGGGCCGGCGCCACACGCUGGUGCUGAAGCGGGUUCGGCGGGCGGAUGCGGGCACGGUGUGCGCCUGCUCCCCCAAGGUGUCGGUCACUGCCCGCCUGGAGGUCAAAGCAAAGCCAGUGGUGUUCCUGAAGGCUCUCGAUGAUGUGUCCGCGGAGGAGCGGGGCACACUGGCCCUGCAGUGCGAGGUCUCGGACCCCCAGGCCCGCGUGGUGUGGCGGAAAGACAGCGUGGAACUGGGCCCCAGCGACAAGUACGACUUCUUGCACACGGCGGGCACGCGUGGGCUUGUGGUGCAUGACCUGAGUCGGGACGACACCGGCCUCUACACUUGCAGCGUGGGCUCCGAGGAGACCCGCGCCAGAGUCAGUGUGCACGACCUACACGUGGGCAUCACCAAGAGGCUGAAGAUGGUGGAGGUGCUGGAGGGCCAGAGCUGCACGUUCGAGUGUGUUCUGUCCCACGAGAACACCGGCGACGUGGCCACGUGGACUGUGGGUGGGAAGACAGUUGGUGGCUCGGGCCGCUUCCGGGCCAGCCGCCAGGGCCGCAAGUACACCCUGGCUAUCCAAGACGCUGCUCCUAGUGACGCUGGGGAGGUGAUGUUCUCCAUACUGGACCUCACCUCCAAGGCCUCCCUCAUCGUCCGAGAGAGGCCCGCAGACAUCGUGAAGCCCCUGGAAGACCAGCAGGCUGCUCCGGGAGAGGACGUGGUGCUGAGCUGUGAGCUGUCCCGGGCCGGCACCCCAGUGCGCUGGCUGAGGGACGGGAAGGCCAUUCGCAAGAGUCAGAAGUAUGACCUCGUCGUGGAUGGCCCUCGGGCCAUGCUGGUGGUCCAUGCUGUCUCGCCCAAGGAUUCUGGCGAGUACACGUGUGAGACAGAGGCUUCCAAGAGCACAGCGAGCCUCCGUGUGGAAGAAAAGGCAAACUGGUUCACGGAGGAGCUGGCUGAUCUGCAGGGGACGGAGAAGGGCACGGCCGUGUUUGUGUGCAGGACUGAGCAGCCUGCCGCUGUGGUGAUCUGGCGUAAGGGGCUUACGGAGCUGCCUGCCUCAGGGAAGCACACACCCAGCCAGGACGGCCUGACCCUGAAGCUGACCAUCAGUGCCCUGACCAAGGCAGAUAGUGACACUUACACCUGCGACAUUGGCCAGGCCUGCUCCCAGGCCCAGCUCCUGGUGCAGGGCCAGAGGGUGCUCAUCACAGAGGACCUGGAGGAUGUGGAGGUACGCGAGGGCUCGUCAGCCACCUUCUCCUGCCGCAUCUCCCCCCCCGACUAUGGGCCUGUGCAGUGGUUCCUGGAUCAGACGCCCCUGCACCCCAAUGAGCUCAAUGAGAUCCAGGCUCAGCCCGGCGGGUACCACGUGCUCACCCUUCGGCAGCUGGCUCUCAAGGACUCAGGCACCAUCCACUUUGAGGCGGGGGACCAGCGGGCCUCAGCCACACUGCAGGUCACAGAAAAGCUGAGCGUGUUCUCCCGUGAGCUCACAGAUGCUACUGUCACGGAGGGGGAGGACCUGACCCUGAUCUGUGACACCACCACCUCGGACAGCCCCGUGUCCUGGACCAAGGACGGGAAGGCCCUGCGGCCAUCAGCUCGCUGCCAGCUGAGCCAGGAGGGCCACCGGGCACAGCUGGUCAUUACUGGAGCCACCCUGCAAGAUGGUGGGCGCUACAAGUGUGAGUCUGGGGGCUCCUGGACCAGCUCCAUUGUCAGGGUCCACGCAUGGCCAGCACGUUUCCGUGAGGGGCUGAAGGACCUGGAGGUGCUGGAGGGCGGGGCUGCCACUCUGCGCUGCAAGCUGUCGUCUGUGGUCGCGCCCGUGGAGUGGCGCCGUGGAGAGGAGGUUCUGCGGCCUGGGCCUAAGUACAGUUUGCAUCAGGAGGGCACAGUGCUUGAGCUAGUGGUCCGGGACCUGCGGCCCCAGGACAGCGGGCCAUACUCCUGCUGCUUCGGGGACCAAAGGACCAUGGCCACGCUCACUGUGAAGGCCUCACCUGCUGAGUUCAUAGGGAGAAUGAGAAGCAAGGAGGCCACGGAAGGGGCCACGGCCACAUUGCGCUGUGAGCUGAGCAAGGAGGCCCCUGUGGAGUGGAAGAAGGAGUCCGAGACCCUCAGAUCUGGAGACAGAGUCAGCCUGAGGCAGGAUGGGACCACAUGUGAGCUGGAGAUCCGUGGCCUAGCCAUGGCAGAUGCUGGGGAGUAUUGGUGUGUGUGCGGGAAGGAGAAAACAUCAGCCACGCUGACCAUCAAGGCCCUGCCUGCUGAAUUCAUAGGGAGACUGAGAAGCAAGGAGGCCAUGGAAGGGGCCAUGGCCAUGCUGCACUGUGAGCUGAGCAAGGCAGCCCCUGUGGAGUGGAGGAAGGGGUCUGAGACCCUUAGAUCUGGGGACAGAGUCAGUCUGAGGCAGGAUGGGACCGUGUGUGAGCUAGAGAUCUGUGACCUGGCCGUGGAAGAUGCUGGGGAGUACUUGUGUGUAUGCGGACAGGAGAGGACAUCGGCCACGCUGACCAUCAAAGCCCUUCCUGCCAAGUUCACAAAAAGUCUCAAGGCUGAGGAGGCCAUGGAAGGGGCCACAGCCAUGCUGCACUGUGAGCUGAGCAAGGCAGCCCCUGUGGAGUGGAGGAAGGGGUCCGAGACCCUCAGAGCUGGGGACAGAGUCAGCCUGAGGCAGGAUGGGACCACGUGUGAGCUGGAGAUCCGUGGCCUGGCCGUGGCAGAUGCUGGGGAGUACUCAUGUGUGUGUGGGCAGGAGAGGACAUCAGCCAUGCUGACCAUCAGGGCCCUGCCUGCCAAGUUCACCAAGGGCCUGAGGAAGGAAGAGGCCACAGAAGGGGCCACGGCCACACUGCGCUGUGAGCUUAACAAGGAGGCCCCCGUGGAGUGGAAGAAGGGGUCUGAGACCCUCAGAUCAGGAGACAGAGUCAGCCUGAGGCAGGAUGGGACCACAUGUGAGCUGGAGAUCCGUGGCCUGGCCGUGGCAGAUGCCGGGGAAUACUCGUGUGUGUGCGGGCAGGAGAGGACAUUAGCCACACUGACCGUCAGGGCCCUGCCCGCCAAGUUCACCAAGGGCCUGAGGAAGGAAGAAGCCACGGAAGGGGCCACGGCCACGCUGCACUGUGAGCUGAGCAAAGAGGCCCCUGUGGAGUGGAAGAAGGGAUCUGAGACCCUCAGAGCUGGGGACAGAGUCAGCCUGAGGCAGGAUGGGACCACAUGUGAGCUGGAGAUCCGUGGCCUGGCUGUGGCAGAUGCCGGGGAGUACUCGUGUGUGUGCGGGAAGGAGAGGACAUCAGCCAUGCUGACUGUCAGGGCGCUGCCUGCUCAGUUCAUCCAAGAUCUGAAGCUCAAGGAGGCCUCAGAAGGAGCGACAGCCACACUGCACUGUGAGCUGAGCAAGGCAGCCCCUGUGGAGUGGAGGAAGGGGUCCGAGACCCUCAGAGCUGGGGACAGAGUCAGCCUGAGGCAGGAUGGGACCACGUGUGAGCUGGAGAUCCGUGGCCUGGCCGUGGCAGAUGCUGGGGAGUACUCAUGUGUGUGUGGGCAGGAGAAGACAUCAGCCAUGCUGACCAUCAGGGCCCUGCCUGCCAAGUUCACCAAGGGCCUGAGGAAGGAAGAGGCCACAGAAGGGGCCACGGCCACACUGCGCUGUGAGCUUAACAAGGAGGCCCCCGUGGAGUGGAAGAAGGGGUCUGAGACCCUCAGAUCAGGAGACAGAGUCAGCCUGAGGCAGGAUGGGACCACAUGUGAGCUGGAGAUCCGUGGCCUGGCCGUGGCAGAUGCCGGGGAAUACUCGUGUGUGUGCGGGCAGGAGAGGACAUCAGCCACACUGACCGUCAGGGCCCUGCCCGCCAAGUUCACCAAGGGCCUGAGGAAAGAAGAAGCCACGGAAGGGGCCACGGCCAUGCUGCACUGUGAGCUGAGCAAAGAGGCCCCUGUGGAGUGGAAGAAGGGAUCUGAGACCCUCAGAGCUGGGGACAGAGUCAGCCUGAGGCAGGAUGGGACCACAUGUGAGCUGGAGAUCCGUGGCCUGGCCGUGGCAGAUGCUGGGGAGUACUCGUGUGUGUGCGGGCAGGAGAAGACAUCAGCCACUCUGACCAUCAGGGCCCCACAGGUGGUAUUCAGGGAGCCCCUGCAGAGCCUGCAGGCUGAGGAGGGGGCCUCGGUCACCCUGCGGUGUGAGCUGUCCCAGCCCAACGCCACCGUGGUCUGGAGCAAGGGCGGCCUGGAGGUGCAGGCUGACGGGCGCAGGGAGCCUCGGCAGCAGGGCCCCACAGUGGAGCUUGUACUGAGGGACCUGCGCCGGGAGGACGCGGGCGAAUAUGCAUGUGCCUGUGGACCCCAGGCCACCAGUGCCACCCUCACUGUUACAGCUGCACCUGUGCGGUUCCUGCGGGAGUUGCAGGCCCAGGAGGUGGACGAGGGCGCCACGGCGCGCCUGCGCUGCGAGCUGAGCCGAGAGGGCGCCAGCGUGGAGUGGCGCAAAGGGUCUCUGCAGCUCUUCCCGUGCGCCAAAUACCAGAUGGUGCAGGAGGGCAGGACCGCUGAGCUGCUGGUGCGGGGCGCGGAGCCUGAGGACUCCGGCCACUACACCUGCGACGCGGGCGACUCGCAGAGCACCGCUAGCCUCUCCAUCCGAGCCCCUAGGCCUGUAUUCCAGGAGGAGCUGCAGAGCACGGAGCAGGAGGCCGGCAGUGUGGCCUGGCUGCGCUGUGAGCUGAGCGGGACAGAGACCGGUGUCCCCGUGCAGUGGCUCAAGGAGGGUGUGGAGCUGCACGGGGGCCCCAAAUAUGAGAUAAGGCGCCUGGGGACCACAUGUGAGCUGCUGAUCCACGGGCUGGAGGCCAAGGACACGGGCGAGUAUGUUUGCGUGGCCGGUGGCCAGAAAACCGUGGCCUCUGUCAGGGUCAGAGAGCCGGAGGUGACCAUUGUGCGGGGGCUGGAGGAUGCCGAGGUGCAGGUGGAUGGGGACGUGGAGUUCACUUGUGAGGUGUCACGGGAUGGAGUCGCCAAUGUGGAGUGGCGUCUCCAGGGCCUGCCGCUGCAGAACAAUGAGGUGACGGAAGUGUCCGUGCGGGGAGGCCGCACCCACACUCUCCGGCUGACGGGUGUGACCCCCGAGGAUGCAGGCACCAUCUCUUUCCACGUGGGCGUCCACACGUCCUCUGCCCAGCUCACUGUCCGAGUCCCUGAGGUGACCAUUCUGGAGCCCCUGCAGGACCUGCAGCUCAGUGAGGGCCAGGACGCCCAUUUCAGGUGCCAGCUGUCCAGGGCCUCUGGCCAGGAGGCCCGCUGGGCCCUGGGAGGGGUACCGCUGCAGGCCAAUGAGAUGAAUGACAUCACUGUAGAAGAUGGCACGCUCCAUCUCCUCACCCUGCACAAGGUGACCCUAGAGGAUGCUGGAACCAUCAGUUUCCAAGUGGGCUCAUGUAGCUCGGAGGCCCAGUUAAAGGUCACAGCCAAGAAUACAGUGCUGCGUGGCCUGGAGAACGUGGACGCGCUGGAAGGUGGCGAGGCGCUGUUCGAGUGCCAGCUGUCGCGCCCCGAGGUGGCUGCCCACAGCUGGCUGCUGGACGAUGAGCCCGUGCACACGUCGGAGAACGCAGAGGUGGUCUACUUCGACAAUGGACUGCGUCACCUGCUGCUGCUCAAGAACCUGCGUCCGCAGGACAGCUGCCGGGUCACCUUUCUGGCGGGGGAUGUGGUGACGUCCGCGUUCCUCACGGUCAGAGGCUGGCGCCUGGACGUACUGGAGCCGCCGCAAGACGCCACGGUGCGAGCCGGGGCGCAAGCCCGCUUCAGCUGCAUGCUCAGCGAGGCGGUGCCGGUGGGCGAGGCAACCUGGUACAUCAAUGGGACUGCUGUGCAGCCCGACGACCCUGACUGGAUGGUCACCGCGGAUGGCAGCCACCAUGCCUUGUUGCUGCGCAGUGCCCAGAUGCACCAUGCUGGCGAAGUCACCUUUGCUGCCCGCGAUGCCGUGGCCUCCGCACGGCUCACCGUGCUGGGCAUCCCGGAUCCCCCAGAGGACGCCGAGGUGGUGGCUAGGAGCAGCCGCUCCGUGACGCUGUCAUGGGUAGCGCCCACCAGCGACGGCGGCGGCGGUCUCUGCGGCUAUCGUGUGGAGAUGAAGGCAGCCGCCACGGGCCAGUGGCGCCUGUGCCAUGAACUGGUGCCCGGGCCCGAGUGCGUGGUGGAUGACCUGGCCCCUGGGGAGACCUACCGCUUCCGCGUGGCGGCGGUGGGCCCAGCGGGGGCUGGGGAGCCCGUGCACCUGCCGCAGACAGUGAGACUGGAGCCCCAGGAGCCUGAACCUGCGCCGCCCACUCCCGUGCUGGGGGCUCCCGCUUGCCCCGCUCCCGCACCCCCGGCUCCCGCGCACCCCGCUCCUGAGAGCCGGCAGGUGGUUGCCGGCGAGGACGUGUGUUUGGAGUGCGAGGUCACUGAGGCGGGUGAGGUCGUCUGGCUGAAGGGGACGGAGCUCAUCCAGCCCAGCGGGCGCUUCCAAGUUCUCUGCCGGGGUCAGCAGCAGACGCUGGUCAUCCGGGGAUUCUCGGCGGAGGACCAGGGCGAGUACCGCUGCCGCCGCACCCAGGACCCCACCUCCCCUGCAGCUGCCACUUUCCAGGUGGUGCUGACCCCCGGGUCUGGGGAUGAGACCCCUGCACAGCCCAGCCUUCCCCCUGAGGCAGCCCAGGAGGGCGACCUGCACCUGCUGUGGGAGGCCCUGGCCCGGAAGCGCCGCAUGAGCCGUGAGCCCACGCUAGACUCCAUCAGUGAACUGCCCGAGGAGGAUGGUCGCCUGCAGCAUCUGCGACAGGAGGCAGAGGAAGCAGCCCCUGACCUCUCGGAGGACUACUCCACAGCAGACGAGCUGGCACGAACUGGCGAGGCUGACCUCUCACAUACCAGCUCUGAUGAUGAGUCCCGGGCAGGCACUCCUUCCCUGGUUACCUACCUCAAGAAGGCUGGGAGGCCCAGCACCUCACCACUGGUCAGCAAGGCUGGGGUCCCCACAGUCCUACCUGGGGAGCCACAGAAGCAUGAGGACCAGCCAGCGGCCACUCACCCACCCCCGGGAGACCUGAGUGCUGAGGACCUGAGUGACCCAUCCAUGGACAAAGCAGCCGUGAAGAUCCAGGCUGCCUUCAAGGGCUACAAGGUCCGCAAGGAGAUGAAGCAGCAGGAGGGACCUGUGUUCUCCCGCACGUUCAGGGACACUGAGGCACAGGUGGGGGAUGUCCUGCGUCUGGAGUGUGUGGUGUCCAGCAAGGCAGACGUGCGUGCCCGCUGGCUGAAGGAUGGCAUGGAGCUGGUGGACGGUCGGCACCACCACAUCGACCAGCUUAGCGAUGGCACCUGCUCCCUGCUGGUCACGGGCCUGGGCCAGGCGGACGCCGGCUGCUACACCUGUCAGGUGAGCAGCAAAUUCGGCCGCGUGGCCCACAGCGCUAGUGUGGUGGUCAGCGGGACUGAGAGCGAGGCAGAGAGCUCCUCGGGGGGUGAGCUGGACGACGCCUUCCGCCGGGCAGCCCGGCGGCUGCACCGGCUCUUCCGCACCAAGAGCCCGGCUGAGGUCUCAGAUGAAGAGAUCUUCCUCAGUGCGGAUGAGGGAUCCGCAGAGCCCGAGGAGCCUGCAGACCGGCAGAUGUACCGCGAAGACCAGCACUUCGUCCACAUCUGCUUCGAGUCACUGGACGAGGCCCACCGUGCGGCUACCUGCUUCCGGGAGAUGUUCGGCACCAUGGGCAUCUCAGUGGACAUCAGCCUGUCGGAGCAGGGGCCCAGGGCCGUGGAGAUGCGCAUCAGCAAGCUGGCUGCACCCCCUGCUGCAACGCAGGCGAUGGCGCCCUGCCCACUGACUGCGGAGGAGGCGGCCCCGGUGUUCCUGACUGAACUGCAGAACCAGGAGGUGCUGGACGGGUACCCCGUGAGCUUCGACUGUGUGGUGACCGGCCAGCCCGUGCCCACUGUGUGCUGGUUCAAGGAUGGCCGGAUGCUGGAGGAAGAUGACCACUACAUGAUCAGCGAAGACCAGCAGGGUGGUCACCAGCUCAUCAUCACAGCUGUAGUGCCUGCAGACAUGGGUGUAUACCGCUGCAUGGCUGAGAACAGCGUGGGCGUGUCUUCCACCAAGGCCGAGCUCCGCGUGGACUUGACCAGCACGGACUAUGAAACUGCUGCUGAUGCCACGGAGACCUCCUCCUACUUCAGCGCCCAGGGCUACCUGUCCAGCCGGGAGCAAGAGGGCAUGGAAUCAACCUCAGAGGAGGGCCAGCUGCCCCAGGUGGUGGAGGAGCUGAAGGACCUCCAGGUGGCCCCUGGCACACGCCUGGCCAAGUUCCAGCUCAAGGUGAAAGGCUACCCAGCACCCCGACUGUACUGGUUCAAAGACGGGCAGCUCCUGACAGCUUCUGAGCACAUCCACAUGGUGGACAGGAAGACGCUUCACACCCUGGAGGUUGUGUCGGUCACCCGUGAGGAUGCUGGCCAGUACUCGGCCUACAUCAGCAACAAUGUGGGCGCGGCCUACUCAUCUGCACGGCUGCUGGUCCGAGGCCCCAAAGAUCCCGAAGAGAAGCCUGCAUCGGAUGUGGGUCAACAGCUGGUGCCACCCCGGUUCCUGGAAAGAUUCACCUCCAAGAAAGUAAAGAAAGGUUCCAGCAUCACCUUCUCAGUGAAGGUGGAAGGCUCUCCUGCCCCCACGGUGCAUUGGCUGCGGGAAGAGGCGGAGCGGGGCGUGCUGUGGAUCGGCAGGGACUCACCGGGCUACACGGUGGCCAGCUCGGCCCAGCAGCACAGUCUGGUCCUGCUGGACGUGGGCAGACAGCACCAGGGCACCUACACCUGCAUCGCCACCAAUGCCGCGGGCCAGGCCCUCUGCUCCGCCAGCCUGCACAUCUCUGGCUUGCCCAAGGAGGCGGGUGCCACGGAGGAGCACACUGGAGUGAAGGAGGCCCUCAUCUCCACCUUCCUGCAGGGGGCCCAAGCCGUGUCUGCACAGAUGACCGAGACUGCGGGGUUUGCCGCUGAUAUCGUCGGGCAGAGGACAGAGCCCACGGCGGUGGAGGCCCAUGGCCACCUAUCCCUGGCUGAGGUGGGCACAGAAGAGUUCCUGCAGAAGCUCACAUCCCAGAUCACUGAGAUCGUGUCGGCCAAGAUCACGCAGGCCAAGCUGCAGGUGCCUGGAGGGGACAGUGAUGAGGAAUCCAAGACACCAUCCGCAUCCCCCCGGCACGGCCGUUCCCGCCCCUCCUCCAGUGUCCAGGAGUCGUCCUCAGAGUCGGAGGACGGGGACUCCCGAGGCGAGAUCUUCGAUAUCUAUGUGGUCACGGCUGACUACCUGCCCCUGGGGGCCGAGCCGGAUGCCAUCUCCCUGCGGGAGGGCCAGUACGUGGAGGUGCUGGAUUCAGCCCACCCCCUGCGCUGGCUUGUGCGCACCAAGCCCACCAAGUCUAGCCCCUCACGGCAAGGCUGGGUGUCCCCUGCCUACCUAGACAAGCGGCUCAAGCAGCUGUCGCCCGAGUGGGGGCCCAGUGAGGCCCCCGAGUUCCCAGGGGAGGCCGUGUCUGAAGAUGAAUACAAGAUGAGGCUGAGCUCGAUCAUCCAGGAGCUGCUGAGCUCUGAGCAGGCCUUUGUGGGAAAGCUGCAGUUCCUGCAGAAGCACCACAUCCAGCACCUGGACCGCUGCCCGCACGUGCCCACAGCCGUGGCCAGCCAGAAGGCGGUCAUCUUCCGCAACGUGCAGGACAUCAGCCACUUCCACAGCAGCUUCCAGCGGGAGCUGCAGAGCUGUGACACCGAUGAUGACCUGGCCAUGUGCUUCAUCAAGAACCAGGCAGCCUUUGAGAAGUACCUGGAGUUCCUGGUGGGCCGCGUGCAGGCUGAGUCAGCAGUGGUGGGCACGGCUGUGCAGGAGUUCUACAAGAAGUACACAGAGGAGGUGCUGUCGGCCGCAGACCCGUCGCAGCCGCCCCCACCGCCCCUGCAGCACUUCCUGGAGCAGCCCGUGGAGCGGGUCCAGCAGUACCAGGCCCUGCUCAAGGAGCUGAUCCGCAACAAGGCGAGGAACGGGCAGAACUGUGUGCUUCUGGAGCAGGCCUACGCGGUGGUGUCCGCCCUGCCGCAGCGUGCGGAGAACCAGCUGCACGUGUCGCUCAUGGAGAACUACCCGGGCACCCUGGAGGCACUGGGCGAGCCCAUCCGCCAGGGCCACUUCAUCGUAUGGGAGGGGGCCCCGGGCGCGCGGAUGCCCUGGAAGGGCCAUCACCGCCACGUCUUCCUGUUCCGCCACCACCUGGUGGUCUGCAAGCCCAGAAGGGAUUCCCGCACCGACACUUUCAGCUACGUCUUCCGGAACAUGAUGAAGCUGAGCAGCAUCGACCUGAAUGACCAGGUGGAGGGUGACGACCGUGCCUUCGAGAUCUGGCACGAGCGGGAGGACUCGGUGCGCAAGUACCUGCUGCAGGCGCGCACGGUCAUCACCAAGAACUCGUGGGUGAAGGAGAUCUGUGGCAUCCAGCAGCGCCUGGCCCUGCCCGUGUGGCACCCCCCAGAUUUCGAGGAGGAGCUGGCAGACUGCACAGCAGAGCUUGGUGAGACAGUGAAGCUGGCCUGCCGUGUGACGGGCACCCCCAAGCCUAUCGUCAGCUGGUACAAAGAUGGGAAGCCAGUGGAGGUGGAUCCACACCACAUCCUCAUCGAAGACCCUGACGGCUCCUGUGCCCUUAUCCUGGACAACCUGAGCGGCAUGGAUUCGGGCCAGUACAUGUGUUUUGCAGCCAGCGCUGCUGGCAAUGCUAGCACACUGGGCAAAAUCCUGGUGCAAGUACCCCCAAGGUUCGUGAAGAAGGUCCAGGCCAUUCCUUUUGUGGAGGGAGAGGAUGUGCAGGUCACCUGCACCGUGGAAGGCGCCCCACACCCUCAGAUCAGGUGGUACAAGGACGGGGCCCUGCUGACACCCAGCAGCAAGUACCGAACCCUGAGUGAGCCCCGAAGUGGUCUGCUGGUGCUGGAGAUCCUGGCAGCCAGCAAGGAUGACCUGGGCCAUUACGAGUGCGAGUUGGUGAACCGGCUGGGCUCUGCGAGGGGCGGGGUAGAGCUGUGCAUGCAGAGCCCUGCUGUGCGGGCCCGGGAGCAGCUUCGCAGGGAGCAGCUUGCCACUGUGGAAGAUGCUGCAGUCCCUCCCCCAGUUGCCCUGGAACCAGCAGACCGGGAAGUCACAGUGUGCCCUGAGUCUCCAGGACCCUCCACAGGGGACCAUGCUGGCCCCAGCCCUGGCCGUGGGGGGCCACCCAAACUCCAGGAGGCUGGCCCCCAACCCCCAGGCACAGAGGCUGCAGCUGCAUCUGAUGAGGCCCAGUGGCCUCAGGCUGAUUGGCAAGUGCCACCUGCUCUCAGAGUCCCGCCUGUGCUGGCCCCAGCCUCAGCCACCUCAGUUGAGCCCCAGAAGGUGCCACAGCCUCUCCCUGAUCAGGGCCAGAAGCGGGACUCGGGAGCCCACACUGAGGACCAGGGACGUGUCGUGCCCAUCAGGAUGGAGGGCACAGCCUGGCCGGGGGCAGGUGCGGUGCCGCUAUGGGACAUCCACAGCCAAGUGUUCAUGGAGACCAGCCACAGGACAUACGUGUACCAGGCCAGCGAUGCGGCUGCCACAAGGCCCCCGUCCAUGCAGGUCACCAUCGAAGAUGUGCAGGCACAGAGGGGCAGCACAGCCCAGUUCCAUGCGGUUAUUGAGGGCAACCCACAGCCUAUGGUGACCUGGUACCGGGACAAUGCCCAGCUGGUGGAUGGCGCCCGGCUGAGCCAGCAGCAGGACGGGACCACCUACUCCCUGGUGCUGAGGGACGUAACCCAGGACGAUGCCGGUGUCUACACAUGCCUGGCCCGCAACGCUGGCGGCCAGGUGCUAUGUAAAGCAGAGCUGGUAGUCCAUGGGGGAGACGGCGAGCUGGAGUCAGAGAAGCAAAGUUAUCGAAGGAAACUGCACUCUUUCUUCGAGGUCAAGGAGGAAAUUGGAAGGGGCGUGUUCGGCUUCGUGAAGAGGGUGCAACACAAGGGAAACCAGAUGUUCUGCGCAGCCAAGUUCAUCCCCCUGCGGAGCAGGACGCGCACCCAGGCGUAUCGCGAACGGGACAUCCUGGCCACGCUGAGCCACCCUCUGGUCACUGCGCUGCUGGACCAGUUUGAGACCCGGAAGACCCUGAUCCUUGUGCUGGAGCUAUGCUCGUCAGAGGAGCUACUGGACCGUUUGUUCAAGAAGAAUGUGGUGACAGAGGCUGAGGUCAAGGUCUACGUCCAGCAGCUGGCUGAAGGGCUGCAAUACCUGCAUAGCCAAAGUGUUCUCCACCUGGACAUAAAGCCCCCCAACAUCCUGAUGGUGCACCCUGCUCGGGAAGACAUUAAAAUCUGCGACUUUGGCUUUGCCCAAAAAAUCACCCCAGGAGAGCCACAGUACAGCAAGUACGGCUCCCCAGAAUUUGUGUCCCCAGAGAUCAUCGAGCAGACGCCUGUGAGCGAAGCCUCCGACAUCUGGGCCAUGGGGGUCAUCUCCUACCUCAGCCUGACCUGCUCGUCCCCAUUCGCUGGUGAGAGUGACCGAGCCACCCUCCUGAACAUUCUGGAGGGGCGGGUGUCCUGGAGCAGCCCGGCAGCUGCCCACCUCAGUGAUGAUGCCCGGAACUUCAUCAAGGCUGCCCUGCAGAGGGCCCCUGAGGCUCGGCCCAGUGCAGCCAAGUGCCUCGCCCACCCCUGGUUCAAGAGGUCCAUGCCCGCGGAGGAGGCCCACUUCAUCAACACCAAGCAGCUCAAGUUCCUGCUGGCCCGCAGCCGCUGGCAGCGCUCCCUGAUGAGCUACAAGUCCAUCCUGGUGAUGCGCUCCAUUCCGGAGCUGCUUCAGGGCCCGCCCGACAGCCCGUCCCUCGGGGUGGCCCGGCACCUGCGCGGCGACGCCGGCGCCUCGUCCAGCAGCUCGUCCUCUUCGUCUGACAACGAGCUGGCCCCCUUCGCCCGGGCCAGGUCGCUGCCGCCAUCUCCGGUGACGCACUCGCCGCUGCUGCACCCGCGCGGCUUCCUGCGCCCGUCCGCCAGCCUGCCGGAGGAGACCGAGGCUUGCGCGUCCGCCGCGGCCGCGCCUCCGCGCACGCCGCCCAUGGGCGCCCCGGGCUGCGUGCCCCGGCACAGCGUGGUCUGCAGCCUCUUCUACGAGCAGGCGGGCGAGAGCCCGGAGCGCGGAGGUCCCGCCGCGGGCGGCCGGCGGCACCCGGCCCGGCGGCGGCACUUGCUCCAGGGCGGCUACUUCGCCGGCGCCCUGCCCGGCCUGCGCGAGCCGCUGCUGGAGCACCGCGCGCUGGAGGAGGAGGCCGCCCGGGAAGAGCAGGCCGCCCUGAUGGCCAAAGCGCCCUCCUUUGAGACCGCCCUGCGGCUGCCGGGCUCCAGCGCCCGCGGAGCCCCCGGCCGCAGCCGCUCCCUGGAGCUCGACCAGCCACACGCCGCAAGCUCCUCCACGGAGGCCUGUGGCGGAGGGCAGUGCCCUGGCCCGGCCCUCUCGGGCCUCCAGGCAGGCUCAGGGGAGGGCUGGCCAGGAGGGGUCACCUGCGCCAGGGAGAUGGAGCAUCUGGAGGGAUCCCAGCAGGGGCCGCGACUGUUAAAGUCCCUCGGUGUCGACCUGGGGUCCACUAGGCAGGAGGGGUCCUGUCAGGACAGCUGUUGGGAGCAGCCCGCCCCUCCCAUUCAUCCCUUGGAAGGCUGUGGCCCCCAUAAGACUGUUACACCACAACCUUCUGGCUCCUUCCCUUCAAAGCAGUGCACAGGUGACUUGGUACACUUAAGCUCCUUCCUCUCUGGGGAGCCAACAGCUCUCGUCUCCCCAGCCCAAGAACGCCCCCAGCCAGGCUCUAAGAAGGGAACAGAGCACACUCCUCUCCCUGGGAGGCCAAAUCUUCCUAGCACCCCAGGGCUGGCCUUCCCAGUGGGCACUGAGCCCGGCCCCUUACAGGAUGCGGAGGGCCUGGCCGGGGAGCUGGAGGACACGUCAGAGGUCGAGCCCAGCCCACAGCGGCCUCAGGAGCAGGCCACCACACGGAAGUUCUCCGUGGGGGCGCGCCGUGGGGGCUAUGCAGGAGUGGCAGGCUAUGGCACCUUUGCCUUUGGCGGGGACGCGGGGGGCAUGCUGGGGCAGGGCCCCCUGUGGGCCAGGAUGGCCUGGGCCACCUCUCAGUCCUCUGAGGAGCACGAUGAUGCUAGGGCCCAGAGCCCGGCCCCCCAGGCCAGCGCGGCACCCCCUCCUGAGGGCAGUGGGGCAGCUCUAAGGGCCUCCCUGGAGUUGAGCGCAUGGGAGGACUUCGGUGGGGGCUCCCAGGUGUCCCUGGUACAGAUCCGAGACCUGUCUGGGGACUCGGAAGGGGCCGACAUGGUGUCCCUGGACAUCUCAGAGGUGGAGCCUGCCUACCUCAACCUGUCUGACCUCUACGACAUCAAGUAUCUGCCCUUCGAGUUCAUGAUCUUCAGGAAAGUCCCCAAGCCUGUGCAGCCAGAGCCCCCACCAUCCCCUGAGUCUGAGGCUGGGGAGGAGCUGGCGGAGUUCCCGGAGGCUGGGUGGCCUUGGCCGGGUGCACUGGGCCCACCGGCCAGCUUGCAGAUCACAGAGGAGCCAGAGGACAUGGAGACCUUGCUCAGAGAGACUGUGGGCAGUAGGAAGCGCAAGUGGUCAGCCCCCUCGGGUGGCCUCUUCCACUUCCCAGGGAGGCACACGCUGCUGGAGGAACCCGUGGAGCUGGGUCUGCGCCGGAGGGUGAGGGCCUCCAUGGCCCACAUCUCCCGCCUGCUAAAGGGCAGGCCUGAAGGUCUGGAGAAAGAGAGUCCCCCCAGGAAGAAGGCAGGCCUGGCUUCCUUCCGGUUGGGCCUGAAGAAUAGGGACCGAGCGCCAUCAUUUCUAAGGGAGCUUGCAGAUGAAACAGUGGUCCUGGGCCAGUCCGUGACUCUGGCCUGCCAAGUGUCGGCCCAGCCAGCUGUCCAGGCCACCUGGACCAAAGACGGGGCAACCCUGGAGAGCACCAGCCGCAUCCUCAUCUCCUCCACACUCAAGAACUUCCAGCUUCUGACCAUCCUGGUGGUGAAGGCUGAGGACCUGGGAGUGUACACGUGUAGUGUGAGCAACACGCUGGGGACAGUGGCCACCACGGCUGUCCUCCGGAAGGCAGAGCGCCCCUCGUCUUCUCCACGCCCGGACAUCGGGGAGGUGUAUGCCGAUGGCGUGCUGCUGAUCUGGAAACCUGUGGAGUCCUACGGGCCUGUAACAUACAUUGUGCAGUGUAGCCUGGAAGGCGGCAGCUGGAGCACGCUGGCUUCUGACGUCUUUGACUGCUGCCACCUCGCCACCAAGCUUUCCAGGGGUGGCGUGUACACUUUCCGGACGGCCUGUGUCAGCAAGGCGGGCAUGGGACCUUACAGCAGCCCCUCAGAGGAGGUCCUCCUGGGAGGGCCCAGCCACCUGGCCUCGGAGGAAGAGAGCCGUGUCCUGCCCCCGGCGCAGCCCCUCCCCAGCAAGCAGACCUUCGCCUUCCAGACACAGAUUCGAAGGGGCCGCUUCAGCGUGGUGCGGCAGUGCCGGGAGAAGGCCAGCGGACGCGCGCUGGCCGCGAAGAUAGUGCCCUACCGCCCCGAGGACAGGACUGCUGUGCUGCGCGAAUACGAAGCCCUCAAGAGCCUGCGUCACCCGCACCUGGCCCAGCUACACGCCGCCUACCUCAGCCCCCGGCACCUGGUUCUUAUCUUGGAGCUGUGCUCGGGACCCGAGCUGCUGCCCUGCCUGGCGGAAAGGGCCUGCUACUCGGAAUCGGAGGUGAAGGACUACCUGUGGCAGAUGCUGAGCGCCGCCCAGUACCUGCACGCCCAGCGCAUUCUGCAUUUGGACCUCAGGUCCGAGAAUAUGAUCGUCACCGAGUACAACUUACUCAAGGUCGUCGACCUGGGCAACGCCCAAAACCUCGCCCAGGAGAGGGUCCAGCCCCCCGAGAGGUUCAAAGACUACGUGGAGACCAUGGCUCCUGAGCUCCUGGAGGGUCAGAGUGCCGUCCCGCAGACAGACAUCUGGGCCAUAGGCGUGACAGCCUUCAUCAUGUUGAGCGCGGAGUACCCCGUGAGCAGUGAAGGGACACGUGACAUGCAGAAAAGCCUUCGCAAGGGGCUAGUCCGUCUGAGUCGCUGCUAUGCGGGGCUGUCCGGUGGCGCCGUGGGUUUUCUCCGGAGCGCUUUGUGCGUUCACCCGUGGGGCCGGCCUUGCGCGUCCAGCUGCUUGCAGUGCCCGUGGCUAACCGAGGAGGGCCCUGCUGGCUUCCAGCCUGCGGCCGUGACCUUCCCGACUGCGCGCCUGCGCGCCUUCGUGCGCGAGCGAGAGAAGAGGCGGGCGCUGUUGUACAAGAAACACAACCUGGCCCAGGUUCACUGAGUACGUGGCCUGGCAGAGAGGAUGUGUUGGGGGGGAGGGGGGGGAGGUCGCCCUGCUGGGCUUCACCCCCUAAUGUUCCCUCUAGGACUUGCUGUAUACACACCGACACACCAAUAAAAAGCAGAACUGGAUCGUGUUA
Messenger RNA from Neogale vison (American mink), 17573 nucleotides. RefSeq names its product obscurin, cytoskeletal calmodulin and titin-interacting RhoGEF (gene OBSCN). The coding region runs from base 74 to 17434 and encodes 5786 amino acids. Gene Ontology annotation, molecular function: protein binding; guanyl-nucleotide exchange factor activity; protein kinase activity. NCBI's taxonomy places the organism in Eukaryota, Metazoa, Chordata, Mammalia, Carnivora, Mustelidae. The transcript has 81 exons. The record is from RefSeq and is a predicted model, not a curated record. Gene Ontology annotation, biological process: protein phosphorylation.